CUCGAUCGUCAUAAAACCCUAGGGCUGCAACACAAUAUAAUGCACUCGUUCAUUCUUCCUUCCCACGCCGCCGCUCCCUCUCUCCCUCUCCUUUCACUAUCUCCAUACUCUUCCCCACCGAGCGAUCGACCACGGCCUGAGCUGAAAUCGCCGCAUCUCUCGCGUGGUCUCUGCAUCUCUCGCGUGCUUCAACUAUGGCCACCGCCAGAACUGUCAAGGACGUCUCGCCCCAUGAAUUCGUCAAGGCAUAUUCCGCUCAUCUUAAGCGCUCUGGCAAGAUGGAGCUCCCUGAGUGGACUGAUAUUGUGAAGACUGGUACAUUCAAAGAACUCGCUCCUUAUGACCCUGAUUGGUAUUAUAUCAGAGCUGCCUCCAUGGCAAGGAAAAUCUACUUGAGACAGGGUCUUGGUGUUGGUGCAUUCCGGAGGAUUUAUGGUGGGAGCAAGAGGAAUGGUAGCCGUCCUCGUCAUUUUUGCAAGAGCAGUGGUGCUAUUGCUCGCAACAUUCUUCAACAGUUGCAGGAAAUGAACAUUAUCGACAUUGAUACAAAGGGUGGGAGGAGAAUCACAUCCAGUGGCCAACGGGAUCUUGACCAAGUUGCUGGGCGGAUCGUUGUUGUUGCCCCUUGAUUAGUGAAUGGUUGGGCUGUUCUAUUUUUUGAGCAAAUUUUGUUACAUCUGUUGACUGUGGCCCAGAUGAACCCAUUGCUGUGUUUUUUUGUGUUGCUGUCUUUUGAGUGUUGGUCAAUUUGCUUAUUAUCUAUUCUCAAUACUUCUUGUUUGAUAGACUAGAACAGUUGGAAAGUGUGCUAAAUAUAUGCCAUCAUUUUAAAA
Messenger RNA from Malania oleifera, 833 nucleotides. RefSeq names its product small ribosomal subunit protein eS19x-like. The record is from RefSeq and is a predicted model, not a curated record. NCBI's taxonomy places the organism in Eukaryota, Viridiplantae, Streptophyta, Magnoliopsida, Santalales, Ximeniaceae. Gene Ontology annotation, molecular function: structural constituent of ribosome; RNA binding. Gene Ontology annotation, cellular component: ribosome; cytosolic small ribosomal subunit. Bases 195 to 629 code for a protein of 144 amino acids. The transcript has 4 exons. Gene Ontology annotation, biological process: translation; ribosomal small subunit assembly.